AUGCACAAUGCGUUACAGGCUCCUCUCACGAACACUAUCGGCGACUUCUGGCGGAUGGUGGUGCAAUGUCAAAGUCCCAGUAUCGUGAAUUUGACUCAGGAUAUUGAAAACGAAAAUCUGAAAUGUGUGAUGUAUUGGCCACAGCAUGCUGGAAGUUUUAAUACGUAUGAUAAAAUCUUCGUCAAUACAAAAAGGGUGGAACAUCAAGAGAAUUUCGUUAUAUAUACCAUUGAGGCUUUACCAGAAGGUUGCUCUAAUUCACAUAUCGUAAAACUGAUACACAUGCCAACUUGGCCGGAUAAAGGAAUGCCUCCAAGUGGACGACAUGUUUUACGACUAAUAAAAAGAAUUGUGGAGCACAAGAGUGAACUCGGUCCAAUUAUCGUUCAUUGUUCAGCUGGUGUAGGCCGGUCAGCUUGUAUUGUAUUGAUUGAUGUGAUAUUGCGAUAUCUCUUCAAUGGAGAGCACGUAGAGGCCAAAUGUCCCUCAGCAUAUAAAGAAAAAACGCAGAAGUUUAUAGAUGAUUUCAAGAGCCACGCAAUGCGCGUGGGAGCGUGA
Messenger RNA from Cooperia oncophora, 558 nucleotides. The record is from the annotation of a GenBank genome assembly. NCBI's taxonomy places the organism in Eukaryota, Metazoa, Nematoda, Chromadorea, Rhabditida, Trichostrongylidae.